Fusarium sp. VM40 is the source of this 939-nucleotide messenger RNA. The record is from the annotation of a GenBank genome assembly. NCBI's taxonomy places the organism in Eukaryota, Fungi, Ascomycota, Sordariomycetes, Hypocreales, Nectriaceae.
AUGGGCUCUCCCAAAGCAUCUCAACUACGCCUCGGCGAUGGCGUCUACGUCCCCACCCUUGCCUUCUUCACCCCCGAGGACGAAGUUGAUGUUCCAGCUCUGGAGAAACACAUCGUCAAGCUUGUCGAGGCGGGAGUAGCCGGCAUUGUUGUCCACGGUUCCAAUGGCGAAUGCGCCCACCUCUCCCCCUCAGAACGCACCACCAUUAUUCGCGUUGCUAGGGAUGCCAUCUUCCACGAAGCCAGCGGUACUCGUGUUCCUCUCAUUGCAGGCUGCGGAGCUCAGAGCACGAGGGAGACAACUGAGCUGUGUGAGGAUGCUGGCAAGGCUGGUGCUACUCACGCUCUCGUGCUACCUCCUAGCUACUACGGUGGUCUUCUUCCUGAUGAGCUUAUCAUCCAGCAUUUCUAUACCGUGGCCGAUAAGAGUCCUAUUCCUCUUCUGGUGUAUAACUUCCCCGGCGCCGCAGCUGGUCGAGACCUCUCAUCGGACACGAUUCUCACCAUCGCCAAGCACCCCAACGUCGUCGGCGUGAAGCUCACAUGCGGCAACACAGGCAAGCUCGCACGCGUUGUAGCCGAUUGUCCUGAAGGAUUCUUCGUCAGUGGCGGCAGCGCCGACUUCAUCCUCCAAGGCCACGCAGUAGGCGCCAACGGGACCAUCUCGGGGCUCGCAAACCUCUGCCCCAAAGCCUGCGUGCGCAUCACAGAACUCGCCGAGAAGGGAAACUGGAAGGAAGCACGACAGCUCCAGGCCAAGGUGGCCAAGGCUGACUGGACGGCUAUCAAGACAGGCUUCGUGGGCGUCAAGGCAGCCCUGGGCCACUUCUCCGGCUACGGAGGCGAGCCCCGACGACCAUGCGUUGCGCCAUCACAGAAGGAUCUUGAUACUAUCACCCAAGGGUUCCAGGAGGUGAUGGAUCUCGAGGCUACACUGUGA